AUGAAGCUACCCUUUGGGUCACGCAAUGAGGAGGAAGUCAUACAUGGCGCUCCAGUGGAAGUCGUUACCGAGCAGGUAGAUGAGAAGACAGACACCACCAUCGAAUCCCACGCCGUAGACGAUGCGAAGCGAAUCGAGAAGUCACACCAGUUCGACCCGAAUCUCCCAGACGCUACAGUUGAUGCCAUCCGUCAUGCCGCCAGAAGCAACAGCGUGGAAGCCGCUAUCGAAGUUGACAAGAAGUUCGCUGAAGACUCGCCAUAUGAAUCGGUCAGAGCUGCCGUUCGUCCAACAGAUGGAGGAGAAAUGGCCAAUACCCUCAGGGCCUGGGUCCUCGGCUUCAUAUUUGUAACGAUUUCUGCGGCCGUCAACAUGUUCCUCAGCAUGAGAAGUCCAGCUGUCACCAUCCCAACGGUAGUGAUCAUGCUACUUGUUUACCCCGUGGGAUGUCUUUGGGCGCGGAUCAUACCCUCGAAACAAUUCACAACUUUCGGUGUAACUUGGUCUCUCAAUCCUGGCCCUUUCACUAUCAAGGAACAUGCUGUGGUCACUCUGAUGGCCAAUGUGACAUAUGGAUAUGCCUAUGCGACUGAUGCUCUCCUUGCUCUGGACGCCAAGUCGCUGUACAAUAUUCAUCUGGGCUGGGGAUUCCAGUUACUCUUCACGCUGAGCUCGCAACUGAUCGGAAUCGCAAUCUCUGGAAUGUUCAGGCGCUUCUUAGUCUGGCCAGCAGCAUUGAUCUGGCCUGCCAACUUUUCGAUGACGACGCUCCUCUACGCACUGCACGACAAGCGUAAACCCGACCCUGCGCAGACCAACGGUUGGCGUAUAUCUGGAUACCGUUACUUUGCAUAUAUCUCAAUCGCGUCGUUCAUAUGGUACUGGUUUCCUGGUGUCAUCUUCCAGGGACUAUCUGUGUUUAGCUUCGUCACUUGGGCCAGGCCAAACAACGUGGUUCUCAACCAACUAUUCGGUGGCUUCACUGGACUUUCGCUCAUACCGAUAACGUUCGACUGGACCUAUGUCAUGUCUUACCUGAACGAUCCACUGCUGUCUCCCACCUUCUCGCAUCUGAAUACGCUGGUCGGGCUCUUCGUCUUCAUGAUUAUCACCACCAUUGGAAUCAGCUAUUCAGGAGCUUUGUUCACCGACUACCUGCCAAUCAACACGUCCACAACGUUUGACAAUACUCAGAACCAGUACAAUGUAACGAAAAUCAUGGGGCCUAACUACAGCUUUUCUGAGACCAAGUACAAGGACUACUCGCCUCUGUUCCUCGCGCCAACCUUUGCACUCAACUAUGGCCUGUCAUUCGCAUCUCUCACAGCAUCUAUCGUCCAUACGGUCGUCUUCCACGGCAAGGAAGUAUGGUACAGGUUUAGGACUGCGCGGAAACAAGAGCCAGACGUGCACAUGCGCUUGAUGUCGAAGUAUAAAGAUGCUCCUGACUGGUGGUAUUUGGCCCUCUUCAUCGGCACCGUCGCUGUCGGCCUUGGAACAGUACUAGGCUACUCGUCUCAGCUGCCUUGGUGGGCAUAUUUCGUCUCUAUCUUUUUGGCUCUUGUGUUUGUCAUUCCUUGCUGCAUGAUCCUCGGCAUCACCAACAUCAUGCUGUCCUUGAACGUCAUCUCUCCCUUCCUGGCUGGAUUCAUGAUACCGGGAAAGCCUAUCGGCGUGAUGAUCUUCAAGGUCUACAGCACAAUCGUCCUUGGCCAAGCCCAGACAUUCACCCAGGAUCUCAAGUUCGCACAUUACAUGAAAGUGCCCCCUCGCAUAACAAUCGCAUGCCAGGUGGCGGCAGUUAUCUGGGCCUGCUUCGUCCAGAUCGCAGUGAUGAACUGGACUUUGACGACUAUCCCCAACGUGUGCACAUCUGACCAAGUCAAUCACUUCACUUGCCCGAAUGGACGGACCUUUUAUUCAUCGAGUAUUGUUUGGGGGCUGAUCGGUCCGCGCCGCAUGUUCGGCCGUUCUAGUCUCUACGUUUCAUUCAACUGGUUCUGGCUUUUAGGAGCUCUACUCCCGAUCGCCUUCUACGUCCUCCUAAGGGUCUUCCCAACGAAGAGACUACGCUGGCUCCACGCUCCAGUCAUGCUUGGAGCGAUGUCUUGGCUGCCACCUGCCACGCCUCUAUCCUUCUCUUCGUGGGCAAUCAUUGGAUUAAUCUUCAACUGGGGUAUUCGACGACGGUUCUUCGGGUGGUGGUCUCACUACAACUACUUGACAGCAGCAGCACUCGAUUGUGGACUCCUGAUCUCCACAAUCAUCAUCUUCCUUGCCAUCACGCUGCCGAACGCUACAGUUCCGCAAUGGUGGGGAAAUGUGAACGUCUUCGAAACGACGGAUUAUCUCGGCACAGCCAUUCGCAAGACUGUCGCACCUGGAGAGACGUUUGGGCCGAAGACUUGGUAG
Messenger RNA from Zasmidium cellare ATCC 36951, 2412 nucleotides. RefSeq lists its product as uncharacterized. Gene Ontology annotation, molecular function: oligopeptide transmembrane transporter activity. The transcript is spliced from 3 exons. Lineage: Eukaryota; Fungi; Ascomycota; Dothideomycetes; Mycosphaerellales; Mycosphaerellaceae. The record is from RefSeq and is a predicted model, not a curated record. Gene Ontology annotation, biological process: transmembrane transport. The coding region runs from base 1 to 2412 and encodes 803 amino acids.